UACAGUCUCCCUUUUGGCACUCGAUCAAGUUUCGCAUUGUGGGUCUGUUUUGUUUGAUUUGGAUGGUCAUUGAAUCGGCGAAGCCGAACAGUUGCGGAGCCACAACUGUUUUAUUAUCAGUGCGGGGGGUGUACUGUUUUGAAGCCCCAAGAUGUGAUAAGACGGACCCCACUUAACAGUCUCUUAACAGUCUGCUAGCUUCCAGCUAACAUGACGCUUUCAUCCGCCGAGUAGCUCCCUGAAAUUGGCGUAUUUGCCAGUCACUUUGUUUCACGCCGUCGGACGUGGUGGGAAUCCAAGCAAGCUCGGAUUCUCUAUGAGGCCGUAUCACAUUGGAACUGUGAAUAAAAAGUGCCAGUUUUAAUUAAUUUGCCAUCUAUCGUGUGAUUUUGCCGGUGCCUGAGCCCCAACCGCAUAUUGUGUAGAUACUCUCAUCCACUCCCAAACCGGUCCGCGUGUGUUCGCAUAUUUACACCCACUUCCAGGGGAAUUCCCGCAACUCUCAUUUAUUUCUCAGUGGUCGCGGCAGUGGAGAGGCAUUGCAAAAGGAACGUGGUCGGAGGAAACCAUUUAGUUAUAAACACAGUGUAUGCGACGAUUUCUGGUGCGGUAACCCACUGCGAUCCGCAGCUUCUUUCAAAACCAGUUUUUCCCGAGUAAACUCGCCUAAAACAUCAAAACUCGAAGUACAAUUUAAAACACAAACCAUGUUUCGUUGACGCUUUUGAAAUCGACAAAGGCCCGUAUCCCAUAACAUUCACACGGAAGACUGCGAAGACCAAGUGUUUGUUCUUUGGAAGUACCAGAUAAAUAUAAAUACUUCAGUGGAUCGGCUAAUAACAGCUCCAAGGUGCAAUUAAUCUUCGGUUGGCAGUCAUAUAGAAGCUUCAGCAUGCCGAAAAAAAUACAGCAGAACGGCGGAUCCUUCUAUUGCGGAGUCACCCUGCUGGGGGUCUUGUGCCUAUUCUUCUUCCGCCUCAUCCCAGGCCUCAGUUUCGGAACAUACGUGAUGGCCGAGCCGCCGCCAAAGGAAGGCACUCAUGUGGCGUGCAAGUUCCAUGACACCGUCAACCUAACGGGUCACACCCGCUUCCCGAACGGAAGCUACGAGUACGAGGGCAUCAUUAUCCCGGAGCACCUCGUCGGCAACUACGACUACGUAUUCAGGUCCCUGGCGGACCGCGUGGAGGUGCCGAACCACGUGAGGGGCUGCGUCUGCAAGCUGAAACCCUGCCUGAACAUCUGCUGCCCUUGGGGCCAAAUAUACAACUCGGGGCGAGGCGAGUGCAUGAACGACACCAUGGACCACCGAGAGUGGCCCAAGCCGGUGCUCAACGUGACCUUCGCCGAAAACAUCACAAUGGAGGUGAACAUCUCCCAGCAGUUUGCCGUCCAGAGCUUCCGACCCUGCGCCAAGAUGUUCUCCCUGCAGCCGGAAAUAAACGAUUUCGAUGCGUACCUGAUCUUCCAGAACGGGUCCAUGUUCCGCGUGGACGACAAGGUCUUCAUAGAGAAGAAUCAGUACUGCCUGGUGCCCACGUUUGUGAAUGAAUCGGAUCUGGUGUACAGCCUCAAUCCGGCCAACUGUGACAUGGCGGACGAGCCCAGCACGGUCAAGAUUAUUAACUCCUACGCUAUGCUGUUUUCUAUUCCCUUCAUGAUGCUGACCAUCGCCGUGUACCUGCUGAUCCCCGAGCUGCGCAACCAGCACGGCAAGAGCCUCGUCUGCUAUCUAGUCGGUCUAUCGGUGGGCUACACGUCCCUAUGCGUGGUGCAGCUGAAGAAGAGCAUCAACCCUGACGGCAUCACCUGCAAGUCCUUCGGCUACACGGCCUACUUCUUCUUCAUGUCCGCCUACCUCUGGCUGAACGUGAUCAGCUUCGAUCUGUGGCACAAUUUCCGUGGCACGCGUGGCAUCAACCGCUUCCAGGAGAAGAAGCGCUUCCUCUUCUACUCGCUGUACUCCUGGGGCCUGGCACUGGUUUUCCUGAUCUUCACCUGGGUCGCCCAGGAACACACCAACUGGCCGUCGAAUCUGAAGCCGGGAAUCGGCGACGGAGUGUACUGCUGGCUGGACAUGACGAACUGGUCGGCGAUGAUUUACUUCUACGGUCCCAUCAUGGUGAUCGUUGUGGCCAACACGGUUAUGUUCAUUAUGACGGCCAUCAAGAUCCACGGCGUGCAGCGGGAAAUGGCGAAGAUCAUAGCUGGGGAGAACAGCACCAAGAACCUGCGCACCGAGAAGGACAAGUUCGGUCUCUUCCUGCGCCUCUUCCUGAUCAUGGGCGUCACCUGGCUGUCGGAGCUCGUCUCCUUCUUCGUCGGCAACGACAAGAACUGGUCCAGGCUCUUCUACAUCUCGGAUCUGUGCAACGCCAUGCAGGGCUUCCUAAUAUUCAUGCUGUUCGUUAUGAAGAAGAAGGUCAAGCAUUUGAUCACAAACAGAACAAUACGGGUGCGCAGUCUCCGGCAAACUGAGAGCAUGACUUUGGGGGCGAGCACGGUCUCCAUGCGACAGCGUUUCAUGGACGCCUCCAACCAGAUCCGAAAGUUGGUGGUCAUUCGGAACGCCUUCUCUAAUGGCUCCGCCAGCGGCAUUCACUCCCACGACGUCUGAUUUGGGACGAAGCCACUCUUAUCCAUUCGAGUGCUCGAGUAUGGGCGAGGGAAGCAGCCAGCGUCAGAGCCAGUACUCCACCAAGACGACGUCGAGCAGCGUGGCCAACCUGUCGUUGCACGAGAAGCCGUCGGCGGAGAAGCCGUUGAUGAUGAGUGGCGGUGGAGU
Drosophila ananassae is the source of this 2785-nucleotide messenger RNA. Its product is annotated as G-protein coupled receptor Mth2. NCBI's taxonomy places the organism in Eukaryota, Metazoa, Arthropoda, Insecta, Diptera, Drosophilidae. Gene Ontology annotation, biological process: cell surface receptor signaling pathway; G protein-coupled receptor signaling pathway. The record is from RefSeq and is a predicted model, not a curated record. The transcript has 6 exons. Gene Ontology annotation, cellular component: membrane. Gene Ontology annotation, molecular function: G protein-coupled receptor activity. Bases 893 to 2617 code for a protein of 574 amino acids.